This is a messenger RNA of Castor canadensis (American beaver), 942 nucleotides long. It is a transcript of the gene B9d2, whose product is annotated as B9 domain containing 2. Gene Ontology annotation, cellular component: MKS complex. NCBI's taxonomy places the organism in Eukaryota, Metazoa, Chordata, Mammalia, Rodentia, Castoridae. The record is from RefSeq and is a predicted model, not a curated record. Gene Ontology annotation, biological process: cilium assembly.
GCGAGCGCGGCCGCGGAGGAAUCGUGCUUCAGAUCUCUCUCCAGGAACGUCCUGAGGGAGAGGCGCGAACCAAGUCUGGUCGGCGUCCGCAAAGGGAGGACAGAUCAGGCCCAUGAACUACAAUCCCCGCAACCGCUUUCGCUUCUAACCGUUAAGAGCGCUGAGGGCCAUGGCUGAGGUGCACGUGAUCGGGCAGAUCAUGGGAGCCACCGGUUUCUCUGAAAAUAGCCUCUUCUGCAAGUGGGGCAUCCAUACAGGGGCUGCAUGGAAGCUCCUGUCUGGUGUACGGGAAGGCCAAACCCAAGUGGACACUCCCCAGAUAGGGGACAUGGCCUACUGGUCCCACCCCAUUGACCUGCACUUCGCCACCAAAGGUCUCCAAGGCUGGCCCCGGCUCCAUCUCCAGGUGUGGUCCCAGGACAGCUUUGGCCGCUGCCAGCUCGCAGGCUAUGGCUUUUGCCACGUGCCCAGCAGCCCAGGCACCCAUCAGCUGGACUGCCCCACAUGGCGGCCCUUGGGAAGCUGGCGGGAACAGCUGGCAAGAGCCUUUGUGGGUGGUGGACCACAGUUGCUACAUGCGGAUACCAUCUACAGUGGGGCUGACCGCUACCGCCUGCACACCACCGCUGGUGGCACUGUGCACCUUGAGCUGGGCCUACUGCUGCGGCACUUCGACCGCUAUGGCGUUGAAUACUGAGGGAUCCCAUGGCUAACAGUUGGUGUCAUCUACAGUAGUGGAUACCCUUGGGCACAGAAUGGCACAGUGGUCAUGAUCAUGGGCUCUGGAGACUGUCAGACCUGACCGCAGGCAAGGCAUGGCCCUGCUUCUGUCCCUGUUGGGAACUCAUGCCCUGUAACUCCCCUGGAGGCAAGUCUCCUUGUGUGAACCACGGGGCAGGAAGCCUGUGGGCCACAGGGUUGCAGGAAACAAGGCUGCAUAGC